Messenger RNA from Ambispora gerdemannii, 2292 nucleotides. NCBI's taxonomy places the organism in Eukaryota, Fungi, Glomeromycota, Glomeromycetes, Archaeosporales, Ambisporaceae. The record is from the annotation of a GenBank genome assembly.
AUGUACUCUCCUGAAGAAACAUUAAUGAACAGCUUUUUAUAUCUUAAGCUGGGACGGCGCACAAGACAAGAGUUGCUAGCUGUUCAAGAAAAUUUUAUUAAAACUUUUGAAAUAGCACAAGCUAAAAAUUUGUAUUUUUUUCAGACAACAGACAGCACCUUUGCCAAUAGAAAUACGAGUACCAUAAAUGUUGAACUUAUUCCUACGAAUCGUAUCGCCAUCUCUGAUUUAGAAGUUGGAAAAGUUCAUACUGGCAAAUUUGUGCUGUGUCGUGUAAUCACAAAAUGUGUGAAACUUACAGCCCUUACCACGGUUAUUGAAGAUCCGGAAGGCGACGUAGAACGCUUAUCUGCAUAUAAUUAUAUUCCAGUAAAUAAAAUACCUAACGCUAAAAUAUUAUCAGUAGAUCAAGCGUCUCUAUUUCUCCCGAUUGGCACCAUUCUUGCAAUUCAAAACCCAUAUUAUAAGGUUGGUUCCCAAGACGGAGCAACCAUGAUUCGAUCUGAUAAUCCAAGUGAAAUCGUGAUUUUGAAGCCAGAUGAUAAACUUCUUACCCAAGUAGGAUGGAAAACAGGUAGUAACUCAUUUACGAAUGUGAAGACUGAAACACAGAACAUUCCAUCGGCUGAUAGUUUUCGUGUACGCGGGAACGAGCACUUUGGAAAGAAUGACUUUACAUCGGCUGUUGACGAAUAUUUACGUGGCAUUGAAUUGUAUCCACAAAAUGUGUUGCUUUAUGCAAAUAAAGCAGAGGCGCACUUGCGUUUGAGUCAAUUCAUAGAAGCACUUCACAAUACGGAAAUGGCGUUGAAGCUUGAUCCCAAACACUUAAAAGCUGGAAUCCGUAAAGGUAAAGCUCUGAAACAUCUCAAGCGAUAUGAAGAAUCAGCAAAUGUCUUUCGAGAUCUUCUUAGAAAUCCAGCAAUAAAAAAUUCGCUCAAUGUAAAGCUUAAAAAGGUGAUUGAAGAAUAUCGGAAUCAAGCUCAAAUGUUAGAUUCUGAAAAUAAGUAUGGACAGUAUAAUUAUAUUGAAAUUAUUGAUGAAUUUAUAAAGAAAAUCCAAGUUCGUAUUGGCACUAAGGAAUGGAUUUAUCCUGGGGGUCCGAGGUUAGAUCAUGCAGAUUAUAUAAACAACGCAAUCGAGAUCAAACAUAUCGGUGAUAAGGGUCGUGGUUUAGUUGCUAAUUGUGAUAUCCCACAGCAUACUCUAUUAAUUGUUUCGAAGGCUUUUGAAAUUGUAUUUGAUCAAGAGGUUCCAGAGUGCUUGAAUCUCAAUUUCAAUAGAAAAAUUAUGAACGAUGCCAAAUCAACAGAAUUAGUUACUUUGAUUGUCCAAAGGUUACGGGCUGAGCCACAACUUGCUCAGGAAAUCUAUCAACUGUAUGCUGGACCAACUAUGAUUCCCGGCAAAGAUCUUGACGAGAAAACAUUGAAUAUCAUUGACAUCGAGAGAAUCGAAAAAAUAGUCUAUUAUCAUCAGUUUCAAGCAGCCUAUCCAUGGGAAAAUUUUGAUCAAAAACGCCAAGAAGAUUGUUUUGAAUCGGGCAUAUGGAUAAUGCCUUCAUAUUUCAACCAUUCAUGCGUAGAUGCAAAUGUGCAAAGCAUUUAUUUAGGGGAUUUAAUGUUUGUACGUGCUCAACGCUCAAUCAGAAAAGGAGAAGAAUUAACUUUAGCCUAUUUUGACCAGUCAAAUUCCUAUGAAAAACGUAUAAAGUUGCUUAAACAUUUUGGCAUAAAAUGCCAAUGUCGACUUUGUAAAUUCGAGCGAGAUGAACCUAACAGAGUAAGGCAACGACGCAUAAACAUUGAAAAAAAGCUUUGUUCUGAGAUUAUACCUCGCAUUUCUCCUCGAUCUGAAAGAUUCUCGCUUUCUUCAUCAGUUAUUACUGACCUAGAAGGAAUGAUCGAUGAGUUGAAUUCACUCGGAUUAACAUAUCCUGAACUCGAGUUUUUGUCAUUGCGUGCCAAAGACGCGCUAUCUAUGACUUAUUUUAAUAUCCAUAGACUCACGGAGUCUAUGGGUAUUGCUCACCAGUUGCAUGACCAAAUGAAAAAGCGUAAUCUUUUUUAUUGGGCUUAUAAGUUUUCUUCUUUGUUGACUUUGUUGUAUAUGGUUACAAGAAAAGCUGAAAAGGCAAAGGUGUAUUUUAAUUUGGCUUUAUAUGAGAUGGUUGCGCCAAUUAUAGGCGAUUUCGACAUUAGAAAUAGUGAACAAAGAUCAAAAGCGUUGUCAAUCGCUGAAAAGUUAGGUAUGCAAUUUAUACCCGGUGAAAUGUUAGCUGAAUUGCUUUGA